AGUACAUUAAACUAUUUACCCGUACUUUUUCUUGCAGUAUUUCCCAGAUUUUACCCAGGGAAAACUAGCAAGACUAAUUUGCAAUUUUUAUUUACGUCAGUUGAUUUGCCUGGGGGGGUGUUGGUAGUCAAACGGAAAACUAAAACAGAACUUGGUCCAUGUGACGACAUCUAGCCACUUGCUGGAGGGAAGGCAUUUUUUUUUUGUACAUUUGUUUAGCAGUUGCAACCGGGAAAUAAAAAGUGUUUAUCCGUGUCAUUUUCUAUGCAAAGAACACUUGAACACCGUGAUUUCUUUCUUCUUCCACUAAGGGAAGCAUUAAACAACUUGAAGUCUGCAUUCUCGCUUUCUUCUUAAUUCAGGCUUAGAGGGCAGAACGUUACUAACAAGUGACUCUGAUAAGAUACUGUUCCGAUCAGUUCUAGUAGAGGAUAGUUAUAGUAAUAAAAAAAAGAAAGAAAAAGAAGAAAAAAAGAAAAUUGCUGCACUAAAAGAGUCUUCGUCUUUGAGAUACACUGAUAUACAAUUUUAAGGAAAAAAUGUAUGUAUAGAAAAGUACAUGCAUAAAGAAAAAUAAUUAAACAUACACUGAAAAAGGUGAAGCAUUAUAAAACACGAAUAAUAAUUAACUGGGGUUGAGGCUUGAGUGAAUACAGGAAUGGGGUCAGUCACAUCUGCGUUGACCAAGUCUAAGAACACGGUGGUUCAAGUCAAAUCGGAACCAGAAACGCUUCGGAGGAAGAAACGGAGUACCAUAAGCCGAACAAACGUGUGUUCUUCACAAAGAUCCCGACAGAGUACUGGCAAAGAUCGCAGAAGACAAUCGCUAUCCGAGGUACUGAAAAGGCAGGACAGUACAGACGGUUCUGAAGGCAGGAAAUCAGCUCUACAAAGCGGCACCGCUGUUGCAAAUGAAACAGGAGAAACAAAUGCACGACCCCUUGCCAGAUUUACACGUUCCAAGUCCCAAAAUACUCUGUGGAAUGCCAUCACUGCAGGGAUCGGGAUCAAGGACAAAGAGAAGAGGGGGAUUGUCAUUGAUCCCCGAAACCCAGAAGAAAUCCUUGCAGAUGAGCUUCCCUCUGUGGACAGUGCAGAUGCCAUGGAGAAGACGGCUAUCAGGUUACGGUGUUUGGUGAAGCAGUUGGAACGAGGAGAAGCUUCAGUUGUAGACCUUAAGAAGAACUUGGAGUAUGCAGCUUCAGUACUUGAGUCCGUAUACAUCGAGGAGACCAGACGCCUUGUGGAUGCAGAAGAUGAGCUCAGUGAUAUCCAGUCUGACUCUGUGCCAUCAGAGGUGCGAGAUUGGCUUGCUUCCACUUUUACCAGACAAAUGGGGUUGAUGCUCAAGAGAACGGAGGAGAAGCCAAGAUUCAGAAGCAUUGUUCAUGCUGUUCAGGCUGGAAUAUUUGUAGAAAGAAUGUACAGACGGACAUCAAACAUGGUUGGACUAAGCUACCCGCCAUCUGUGAUUGCAGUGCUAAAGAAUGUAGACAAGUGGUCUUUUGAUGUAUUUGCACUAAAUGAUGCAAGUGGAGAACAUGCACUAAAGUUCAUUUUUUAUGAACUUCUCACAAGAUAUGACUUAAUCAACCGUUUUAAGAUUCCCAUUUCUGCUCUUGUAUCCUUUGUUGAAGCCCUUGAAGUUGGAUACAGUAAGCAUAAAAAUCCAUAUCACAAUCUUAUGCAUGCGGCAGAUGUUACCCAGACCGUGCAUUACCUCCUAUUAAAGACUGGAAUGGUGCACUGGCUGACUGAGCUUGAGAUCUUAGCUAUGAUUUUUGCUGCUGCUGUCCAUGACUAUGAACACACUGGGACUACAAACAACUUUCAUAUUCAGACCAGAUCAGACUCAGCUAUUCUAUAUAAUGACAGAGCGGUGCUAGAAAAUCACCAUGUAAGUGCAGCUUACCGCCUCCUGCAGGAUGACGAGGAGAUGAACAUCUUCUAUAAUCUAUCAAAGGAUGACUGGAGAGAACUGAGGGCUCUCGUGGUGGAGAUGGUCCUGGCUACAGACAUGUCCUGUCACUUUCAGCAAAUCAAGGCAAUGAAGAACUCCUUACAGCAACCUGAAGGGAUUGACAAGCCUAAAGCCUUAUCUCUGUUGUUACACACUGCUGAUAUCAGUCACCCUGCGAAAAACUGGGACCUCCAUCAUCGCUGGACCAUGUCACUGCUUGAGGAGUUCUUUAGACAGGGAGAUAAAGAAGCAGAACUUGGGCUACCCUUCUCCCCUCUUUGUGAUAGAAAGUCCACCAUGGUGGCUCAGUCUCAAAUAGGUUUCAUUGAUUUUAUUGUGGAACCCACAUUCACUGUGCUUACUGACAUGACUGAGAAGGCUGUCACCCCUCUCAUUGAUGAAGCCUCUCGCUCUGGCCUUGCAGGAUUCCGACGUUCCAGUUUGAACAGUAUUACCCCUUCAGAUGUUAAAAGAACCAGUGUGAAAAACCCUGGGUCAGAAGGAAGUGCCUCACUUAACUGCUCCCUACUCACUGUGGAUUUCAAAAACUUUAAAGCCAGCUGGUAUGAAACUGUGCAACAGAACAGAGAGAAAUGGAAGACACAGGCAACCAAAGAUGCAGAAGAGAAAGCUAGAAGAGAGGCAGAGGAGAAAGUCCGACAGGAGGCAGAAGAGAAGGAAGAAAAAGAUAAAGCUGGGAUAGGGCUGCAGGAACAGGGACCAGAACAAAGCACUGAAAAGAGUGCUGAUGAUUCAGAGAAAAGUAAUGUUAAUGACACUCAAGGACACUGCACUUCAACCCAUUCAGAACCCAAGGAGAAAGAAAGUGACGUGGUAACAGACAAAGAAGCAGAAAACACAAGUUCACAAGUUCAAAAUGGGGAAAUGAAAGAUGAAAGUAACUCAUCUGAACAGGAUCAGUCAAAUGAAGAAAAUGAAAAAAAGAACACAGAUGAUUCCGAAGAGGAGAAGAAGAAUGAUUUUGAUUCUGAUGCUUCUGCUUCUGCUGAUGCAAACUAACCCCACCCUUUCAGCUGAGGCUCUCCAUUCUUCAACAAGAACUGCUUUCCAGGGAAGGGCUUUGUACAGUGAUCCAGUGCUCUUCCCACAGGACACUUUUUUUCUUUGUUUUCCAUUUCCUAAUCCAAUGACUGAGCUUUUUGCACAGACACAGAGAAUUUUGACUCAUUACCGCUUCCUAAAAACUGUGGAACUACAGAUCUGCACGAGAACUGACCAGUCUAACUCUUUCUCACACAGCGCUCAAUUGCAAAGUAAUCCAAACCCUGGCCCAUGCAUACUUAGGUAACCCUUCACAUGUAGAAAGAUCCCUGGACCAGGAACAAAGGCAGGAGCAACACAGCUAUUGUCCAUGUGAGAAGCACUUAGAACAAUCCCUUGAAAUAAGAAAGAUGUGGAAUCCUCCAGUAGAAUUGGCACGAAGACUGUUUUGAACACUGAUGUGAAAUUGAGCAAUGCAGUCAUAAAAUAAUUAAGGGUUAGUGUUAGGUUGCUUCACCAGACACUUGAAAUGAUCAACACCUGAUGAGAGAAUAGGGUAUAUUUAGAUCUGAUCAAAACAAAGGAUAAUGAAGUUACAGCAUCUUAAGCCAUUUUGUGGAAUACACUCCAUGUAAUGAAUGCAUUGGCUCAGUAGAGAAGAGUCUUUUAAAAAAAGAUUUCAUUGAGUUAUUUUUAACAUCCCCAGAAAUUGGGGGGGGGGUAUUGUGUUCACUAAAGGGUAUGAUGAGCUAUCUAAAACAUAAAGGCAAGCUAAAAGAAAAAUCAAGAAAUUCAUAUAAACUAAAACUGGAAGAAAAUCCACUCACUGCCCGUAUACAGGUGCAUUCUGGCCUGCUACCAAAUCUUGCAAAAAGUGGAAAGGUUUUCUUUCAGGAAAUAAGUAUCAGUCUGCUUCUAUGCUGCCAUGUAUGUUCAUCUUUAUUGCUGGCCAAUACAUUUUUAGGCAUGGCUAUGCUUAUCAAGAAUAUUAAUUACAUUUCUAGUAAAAUGGCUUAGGAGUGUGGCAGAAGAGAGAGGGAGAAAUCAGGGCUAAAAGAAAGCACUUUAACCAGUAGAACAAGGAAGAAAGGUUUUUGUAGUCAAAAGUUUACAUACCCCAAUGGAAAUGUACAAUUUCUAGAAAUUUCUCGAAAGCAAAACAUUUUAGGAAAAAUCUUUUGUAGCAAAAGUUUUGCUUUUGUGGAUGAGGAAAAAAGGUUACAAUAAAUAAUGUCUACAAUUAUUUAUUUCAGCUUUUUUUUUUGCAAAACUCCAAAAAUUCAAAUUCAAAAGUAAUCAUACCCUUUGAUGCUAUGAUAGUAAUGUCUACAAAGUGCUAGAAAUUUCAAUAUGAUAAUGCAGAACCAAAUUCUAGAAAAGUGAAGAAAAUGCUGGAUUGUAGGUGAACAUUCUUAGAGUAUAAAAGGGUUAGGCAUAGGAUGAUUGCUGUCAUUACCAAUAAGUCAAUAUGGGAAAAAGUAAAGAGCUAUCUGAAGACCUUAGGCAGAAAAUUAUUUAUUGUCAAAGCUGGAGAAGGAUACAAGAAGAUUUCCAAGCAUUUGAGUAUUCCUAUUUCAGCUACUGUUUCUAUUAUCAAGAAGUACAAGACUCAUGGUACUCUCACAAUGCUCCCUCAGUCUGGAAGAAAGAAUGUUUUUUCAACAAGAACAAGUAGACACAUUGUGAGGAAGGUUAAUAACAAUCAGAGAUUGACUGCUAAAGAAAUUCAAGUGAAUUGACUGCAAGUGGGACUGGGGUUUCCAUUUCAACCACAGGUCAAGUAUUGCAUGGUGAAAGUCUCAAUGGUCGCAGGCCAAGGAAAAAGCCACUCUUAGACAAUCGCUUAAAGUUUGUAAAACAGCAUUUGAAUGAUGUAUAUGAGUUCUGGUCAAAGGUUUUGUGGAGUGAUAAAUUAAAAAUCGAGCUACUUGGUCACACUGAUAAGUGGUUACGUUUGGAGAAAGUUUGAUGAGGCGCACAAAGAAAAGAACACCAUACCUACUGUCAAGCAAUGAGGUGGUAAUAACUGGAACAAUUUUGUGCUGAAGAAUGGUCAAAAAUCACUAAAGACUCAUGCCAAAAGCUCAUUGACAAAUAUCCUAAUCGUUUAAAAGAGGUUAUUGUUGCUAAAGGUGCUUCAUAGCUAUUAAUUUCAUUUUCCUUGUCAGGGUAUGAAUACUUUUGAAUUAGCAUUUUUUGGAGUUUUGCAAAAAAAGUGCUGAAAUAAAUAACUUGUAACUUUUUUUCCUCAUCCACAAAAGCAAAACUUUUAGUACAAAAGAUUUUUCUUUUAAUUCUUUGUUUUCGAGAAAUUUCAAGAAAUUAUACAUUUUCAU
Acipenser ruthenus (sterlet) is the source of this 5298-nucleotide messenger RNA. Its product is annotated as dual specificity calcium/calmodulin-dependent 3',5'-cyclic nucleotide phosphodiesterase 1C-like. Gene Ontology annotation, biological process: signal transduction. The record is from RefSeq and is a predicted model, not a curated record. Gene Ontology annotation, molecular function: 3',5'-cyclic-nucleotide phosphodiesterase activity. Lineage: Eukaryota; Metazoa; Chordata; Actinopteri; Acipenseriformes; Acipenseridae. The coding region runs from base 659 to 2980 and encodes 773 amino acids. The transcript has 18 exons.